This is a messenger RNA of Meloidogyne enterolobii, 838 nucleotides long. The record is from the annotation of a GenBank genome assembly. NCBI's taxonomy places the organism in Eukaryota, Metazoa, Nematoda, Chromadorea, Rhabditida, Meloidogynidae.
CCAUCUUCAAUGAAAUUUGUUUCAAUAAAGCUUUUUCGUUUGUUUUGUUUUUUAUUAGGUGUAAUUUUAACAUAAAAUCCCUCCCUAAUAUGAAAUUUUUUAUAUUAACGAAUAAAAUAAAUUUCAAAUCAAUUUGUAGGUUAUUAAUGUUGUAUUUAGAGAUGGUAUCCAUCUCUCGAAUUCCAUUUAUUAACCAUAUUUCCCAUCGAGUGUAUGUUGAAUUGUUUAAAAUUGAAUUUUGAGUUCGAAGGGAAAUUGUCUUCCAAUUAUUUUGUUAUCUCAUUUUUAUAUUUUUCUAGUUUUUCAAAUUAUUUUUAUCUUGUAAUUUUAAUCGUUAAAUUUGCUUGGGCAUAAAAUUCUUACAUUUUUAUUUUAACUUUUACUGCCAAAAUGGGAAUCUCUUAUUUUUUUCUUACAUGUUUAAUAUUUUUAUAAAUAUUCCUAGUCAGUAAUUUGGAAUCAUUUCUUUUUCUUUUCAAUAUUACAUUUAGUUUGCUCAAGUUCGUUACUGUAUCAUUUUACAAUUACACAAUUCUAAUGGACCGACGUAUUACCUUUCCUUUUCUCCAUUUUUGGAUAUUAGUCUGAAUAAUUUCUUUUAUAUUUUAUUCUGAAUAUUUGAGAAACAAAAAAAUUUUAUCCAAAAAAACCUCGGGACAGAGUUGGUCUGCGACGUAGUCGUCCUGAUGGAUCAUUUUACAAUUAAACUAAACGAGACGAAUUGUUCGUCCAUUUCAAAAUGAUACAUGCCAAAAUUAUGAUUAGCCAGACGAAAUCCCAUUUGAAUAAAUUUAAAUAUCUUUUUCCUAAAGAGCUUAAAUUUUUAUUUUUAGUAUUU